AUGUAUUUAUUCGACGUACUCAAAGCUUGGCACUAUUUCCGUGAAGGCCGUACACAAUUGGAAGAUGUGCUCCGGAGGCCAGGACGCAUUCGACCCAUCAACGAGACCCAAGGUCUACCUAAAGACCAAGCUAUCGAAAAAGUCCUGUAUUGGUCAUUUGUCAAAUUCGAGUGCAUAAGUCACCUUGAUUUUCAGGCAGAUGCACUGUCUGCACCUUUGGAUAUUAGUGCCCACAGGGAGUGGAAGCCGCGAGAGAAACGGAGCUUGCUAUACUUUCAAGCCGAAAUCGACCUUCGAAGAAUAAUGAAUCAAGCUUUCACAGCGAUGGGGGCAGAAGGAAGCUCAGGUUGGAUCCAAAAUUUCAAGCAAAUCCUGUCAUCCUAUCAUAUUUUAAACGAACGGUUGAAUUCUUGGUACGCUGCGCUGCCAUCCCAAGUGAAACGAGACCUGGAGAUGAGCCGAGACCCUACUAUUAAGCUAUUUAAUAAGAUCGAACCCAUAGACGAGUUAGCCCAUCAGCUUCACAUGCGCUUCUUGAAUUUCCAGGAAUGGAUUCAUCGUCCAUUUCUUUACUACGUGAUUCACCAACCCACCCAUGAUCCAUAUAUACGGCAAGCUGCGCCCCUAGCUAGGAAAUGCCUCGAAUUUGGCAUGGACAUUCAACUGAAGGGUCAACCCAAUUGGGGCAGCAUUCAUAUUCACGAAAGACUCUGGUUAGAGCUUCGUGGUGCACUCACACAGGGGGUCUUAUUGAUCGGGGCAAUCUGCAGCAAGAAACUUGAUAUACCGGAGGGACGGAAUGUGACUAUGUCUAGGACAGGAUCACUCUGGGCAAGACGGUGUGCAGACCUAAAUGCGGCUGUUGAUGUCUACGACGUCUUGAUGGAAACAGCUGGGCGUGAUCUGUAUGCGGAAUGA
Molecule: messenger RNA, 918 nt
Organism: Penicillium vulpinum
Lineage: Eukaryota; Fungi; Ascomycota; Eurotiomycetes; Eurotiales; Aspergillaceae
Product: fungal specific transcription factor domain-containing protein
Exons: 3
Coding region: 1-918 (305 amino acids)
Source: RefSeq, a predicted model, not a curated record